Messenger RNA from Alexandromys fortis (reed vole), 4808 nucleotides. Its product is annotated as complement factor H-like. The transcript has 21 exons. Gene Ontology annotation, molecular function: complement component C3b binding. Bases 235 to 3774 code for a protein of 1179 amino acids. Lineage: Eukaryota; Metazoa; Chordata; Mammalia; Rodentia; Cricetidae. Gene Ontology annotation, biological process: complement activation. The record is from RefSeq and is a predicted model, not a curated record.
GCAAGCGCAAGGAUCAAACGCCCACGCCACUAGCUAGACUUGUGGUCUACCCUUUGAGCUUAUUUUGCAGAAGUUGCUGGGGAGGGGGGUGGGCGGAGCAUCUAGUCAUCCUGAUUUCUUAAACAGACUUUCAACUUCCCUUUGGAGCAAGUUUUUCCCUGCAGUAACCACAGUUCUUAACAGAGGAGAACUGGAUGGUGCUGUACUUCUCUGCGUCCUAGAAAGAUCCAAAGCAUGAGACUAUCAGCAAGAAUUAUCUGGCUUAUGUUAUGGACUGUUUGUGUAGCACAAGAUUGUAAAGGUCCUCCACCAAAAGAAAAUACAGAAAUUCUAACAGGUUCUUGGUCUGAACAAUCAUAUCCAGAAAACACUCAGGCUACCUACAAAUGUCGCCCUGGAUACCGAACACUUGGGACCAUUGUUAAAGCUUGCAGGCAGGGAAAAUGGGUGGCUUUACACCCAUCCAGGAAAUGUCAGAAAAAGCCAUGUGGGCAUCCUGGAGACACACCCUUUGGGUCCUUUAGGCUGGAAGUUGGAAGUGGAUUUGAGUUUGGUGCAAAGGUUGUUUAUACCUGCAAUGAGGGGUAUCAGCUGUUAGGUGAGAUUGAUUACCGUGAAUGUGAUGCAGAUGGGUGGGUCAAUGAUAUUCCAUUAUGUGAAGUUGUUAAGUGCUUGCCAGUGACAGACCCGGAAAAUGGAAGAAUUGUGAGUGGUGCAUUGGAUCCAGACCAGGAAUAUUCCUUUGGACAUGUGGUGCGCUUUGAAUGUAAUGCAGGCUUCAAGGUUGAAGGACAGAAAGAAAUGCACUGUUCAGACAAUGGCCUAUGGAGCAAUGAGAAGCCCAGAUGUGUGGAAAUUUCCUGCACAGAACCAAACAUUGAAAACGGUGAAUCUCUAUCUAAGAAAACAGUUUACAAGGAGAAUGAAAGGUAUCAGUAUCAUUGUCAGAAAGGUUUUGUGUACAGAGAAAGAGGGGAUGCCAUCUGCACAGCUUCUGGAUGGAGUCCUCAGCCUUUCUGUGAAGAAAAGAUAUGCCAUCCUCCUUCUCUUGCAAAUGGUGACUACACACCUUACAGAAUUAAACACAGAGCUGGUGAUGAAAUCGAAUAUACAUGUAAACAUGGCUUCGCUCCUGCAACACAGGAAACUCAUGUCAAGUGUACGAGUACUGGCUGGAUCCCUUAUCCAAGAUGUACCUUUCAACCUUGUGAUUUUCCACAAAUCAAAAAUGGAGAACUAUAUGAUGAAAAGAGGCACAGACCCUACUUCCCAGCACAAAUAGGAAAGGAGUACUACUAUCACUGCAAACCAGGAUUUUUAACUCCCUCAGGGGAAUACUGGGAAAAAAUUCGCUGCACUGUACAAGGAUGGGAGCCUGCAGUCCCAUGCCGCAGGUUGUGUGGAACCCAUUAUAUAAAGAAUGGGGAAUUUUUACAACAGAGAAGAAACUACCUACAGGAUCAGUCUGUAAGAGUCCGGUGUUACUCUGGCUACAGUCUCCCAAAUGGUCAGGACACAGUUACAUGUACAGAGAAUGGCUGGUCUCCUCAACCCAGAUGCAUUCCUGUCAAGAAAUGUUCAAAGUCACAAAUAGAAAUUCAGAAUGGAUUUCUUUCUGAAUCUGAUCUUACAUAUGACCUAAAUAGAAAAACAAAGUUUAGGUGCAAACAGGGGUAUGUAACAGCAAAUGGAGAAACAUCAGGAACAGUUACGUGCCUCCAAAAUGGAUGGUCUGCUCAACCCUCAUGCUUUAAGUCUUGUGAUAGGCCUGUAUUUGAGAAUGCUGGAACAAAAAAUAAUAACACAUGGUUUAAACUCAAUGACAAAUUAGAGUAUAAAUGUCAUUUUGGAUAUGAAAACAGACAUAAAGCUACCAAAGGCUCCAUAACAUGUAAUCAUGACGGAUGGUCUGACAAACCAUCAUGCUAUGAAAGAGAAUGCAGUAUUCCCUUCCUAGACCAAUACUUGGUUGUCAAUCCCAAUAAAGACAAAUAUAAAGUUGGAGAUAUGUUGAAAUUUUUUUGCCGACGAGGACGCAGAGUUGGACCAGAUUCAGUGCAAUGCUACUACUUUGGAUGGUCUCCUAGUUUUCCAACAUGUAAAGAUCAAGUGAGAUCAUGUGAUCAACCUCCUGAACUUCUCAAUGGGGAAUUGACGGGAACAAAAAAAGAACAGUACAGCCAUGGUGAAGUGGUGGAAUAUAAUUGCAAGCCUAGAUUUCUACUGAAGGGACCCAAUAAAAUCCAGUGUGUUGAUGGAAAGUGGACAACCUUGCCGAUAUGUGUUGAGGAUGCAAGAACAUGUGAAGACGUUCCUGAACUUGAGCACGGCUCUGUAAAAUUUCCUAUGCCCUCCUACCGCCAUGGAGAUUCAGUGGAGUUCACCUGCUUGGAAACAUUCACAAUGAUUGGAAGUGGGUCAGUUUCAUGCAUUAGUGGAAGGUGGACCCAGCUUCCUCAAUGUAUUGCAACAGAUCGACUGGAGAAGUGUAAAGCACCAAGGUUAAGUGCACUAGGGGCAAAACUCCCUGAGAAGAAUGAAUUUAAUCACAACUUUAGCAUAAGUUACAAAUGUAGAGGAAAGCAGGAGUACAAACACUCAGUCUGCAUCAAUGGAAGAUGGGAUCCAGAGCCAACCUGUACAAGAGUAGAGAAAAAAUCCUGCCCUCCUCCACCACAGAUUCCAAAUGCCCAAGUUAUGGAAACCACAGUGAAAUACUGGGAGGGAGAAAAAGUUUCUAUUAUUUGUCAAGACAAUUACUUAACACAGGACACAGAAGAGAUGGUGUGCAGAGAUGGAAGGUGGCAAUCAUUACCACACUGUGUUGUGAAAAUCCCAUGUUCUCGGCCCCCUGAAAUAGACCAUGGAUCUAUUAAAUUACCCAGAUCAUCAGAAGAAAGGAGAGGCACAGCUGUGUCCAGAAGUUAUGAACACGGCACUACACUCAGCUAUGUUUGUGAUGAUGGAUUUAGGUUGGCUGAGGAGCAUGGGGUAACCUGCCACAUGGGGAAGUGGAGUGCUCCACCUCAUUGUGUUGGACUUCCUUGCGGACCUCCACCUUCAGUCCAUCAUGGUAUCGUGUCUCAUGAACUAGACAGUUACCAACAUGGAGAAGAGGUGACAUACAGUUGUUCUGAAGGUUUUGGAAUUGAUGGACCAGCAUUUAUUAAAUGUGUAGGAGGAAAGUGGUCCCAGCCACCAGCUUGCAUAAAAACUGAUUGUGACAUUUUACCCAGGUUUGAAAAUGCCGUACUCAUAGAAAACGAAAAACAAUCAUAUAGGUCAGGUGAACGAGUGAUAUUCAAAUGUGCACCAUCUUAUCAAAUGUAUGGAUCCAACAUUGUGACAUGUGUUAAUCGCAUGUGGAUUGGAGAGCUGGUAUGCAAAGAUUCAACAGGGAAAUGUGGGCCGCCUCCACCUAUUGACAAUGGGGACAUUAUCUCCUUCCCUUUACCAGUAUAUGAACCAUCAUCAUCAGUUGAAUAUCAGUGUCAGUUCUUGUACCAACUGCAAGGCAACAAGAAAAUAACAUGUAGAGAUGGAGAGUGGUCUGAGCCACCAAAAUGUUUACAUCCAUGCAUAGUAUCAGAGGAAAUUAUGGAAAAACAUAACAUAAUUUUCCAAUGGAAAGAAAAACAAAAGCGGUAUUACAAAUCAGGGGAAAUGCAAGAAUUUAAGUGUAAAAAUGGAUAUCACCUGGCAACAUCUCAACUAUUCCAGACAUUUUGCAUCGACGGUCACAUUAAUUAUCCCACUUGCACAAAAUCACACUAAAAACAUUAGUAGAAUUUAGUCACAUGCCUUUGCUCAGUUAAAGUGCAUGCAUAUUAUCAAUAGUUUUAAUUUUACUUUUGAAGUAUUGCUUAACUAAAUUUUAUUCAUAAGUAUAAGCUUGUAUUAUUAUAUUGUGAUUAAUCUGGCAGCAGAGAGUGCUGACACAAAGCCACAAGCAAUUUAUUCAAAGUUCCCAGAACAUGAUGUGUCUCGGACUAGACGCAAUUGCUUCCCCAUCUUUCUCUAUCCACCACUUUCCCAAAGCUUCUUCUAUACUUUCUGAUAUACAGUUCUGAUUCACAGUGAACAUGAGACAUAGUGUCUCAGUCCUCAAAAAUGUAACAUUUCAUAAUCUGAAAGAACAAAAUGUCAUGCUUUAUAUUACUAAUGAAAAUAAGUAAUUUGUGCACUUUUGCUUUUGUUGCUAAUUAAUAAAUAGGAAAUUUUGUUAAUUAACUUCCAAAUAUACUACUUUUAUAAUUUUAAAUAUUCAAGUAAUUAUACAAAAGACUUAAAUUUUAAUUGGGUAUAAGCGUGCAUUGACUAUCACAAUAUUUUUACAGUUAAAGAUUUUAAUUAAAAUAUAAUAGUUUCUUUACAUCAUAUCAGAAUAUUUUUAUUCUAAAGCUAAAAAUAUUCAACACCUGUGUUACUCUUGGUUGGUCUGUUUAGUCCCUGCUGAACUUUUGCCCUUUGGCUAGCUUUUUCUCGGUCCCUCUACUCCAGCCAUGUGCUUCUCUCUGUUUUGUGCAAAGGCCACCACAAUUAAGACUUGCGCCUGCUAUUCCAAAGCUACAGUUCCUUCCUUCUGCUGUUUCUGAUUGAAACCUUCCGAAGCUUAUCUUCUCUUGCUCGUCUUCUUGUGACUAUCACAAUAUUGAUGUUAAAAACCUAUGAAAAUUUUGUGUAACUUGUAAACAGGCAAGUUUUGCCCCCAAAACAAUAAAGAAAAAAAUGGUGUUAAAUAUAAUAAACAUAAAACCCAAGUUUGUCUUAAUAAAUGGCAGUGUUGCAAGUUGCUGCCUCUCCUCCCA